AUGGCACCUAACACUUGCAAACUUCAUCAAGAAUACACAGCGCUGUUACAGACUUCACGGAUUUACCGAUACAGAUCUCCACAGACUCUGCUUUUUAAACAGCUUCAAUUCUAUUCGUCCGGAGCAUUGAAUGAGCGCAUAAGCAAGUUGGUUGUAACGGAGUUUGGGAAUUACUCCACAAGCGAUUUAAAGUUGCUCCGCGACUUUGUUUAUGACUCAAAGAAGGAGGUUUCAGUCUUUCUUAAAAUCUCUGAGGCGGCCUUCGACGUAUUCAUCGCAGAGUGUCUCUUAUCCAACAAUGAGCGCUGUUCAAUUUUCGUUGAGGAUGUCAUCUCGUCGAUGUUUGUAAUUGGCGCAAAGAAGUAUUUUUUUGAAGAAAAAAAGAAUUGUUUCUGCAAUGAAACAGACAGCACUUCCUAUAGAAUCGCAGUCGAAAACUCUCCCGUUGACUGA
Messenger RNA from Entamoeba invadens IP1, 453 nucleotides. RefSeq lists its product as hypothetical. The record is from RefSeq and is a predicted model, not a curated record. Bases 1 to 453 code for a protein of 150 amino acids. NCBI's taxonomy places the organism in Eukaryota, Evosea, Mastigamoebida, Endamoebidae. The transcript has a single exon.